UUCCACACCGGCGCGCGCUGCUCCCCCCGGAGCCCGGACUCCGCGCACCUGCUGCAGUGGCACAGCACCAUCUCACCUUACCGGGCUUUCUCCUGGCUUCUAACACCUUUUCUCUUCGGAAAUGGAGUUUCACAGUGGGAAAAGUACUAGGAUUCGACUGGGUAUUGCUGAGGAAGAAGAGACGUGUUUUAUUUGUCGUUAUAAAGCACGCGAUUCUUUGUAGGUGCAUGGAGUCGGUAUUGCAUGAGAGGUUGAGGAUUCUGGAUAACUGGAUGCCGAAGAACAACUCUCUGUUUUCGCCCUCAGAGCUGGACAUCUCUCUGCAGGAUGUCUCAAACUCUUCUCUCUCCCCGCCGCUGGCUGAUUGGGAGGCUCCCACAUUCACUCGUGCUGCACAGUUCCGAGUUGGUGCCACGCUGGUGCUCUUCUUGUUUGCAGCAGUCAGUAACCUGGCACUUCUCAUCAGUGUGUGCCAUGGACGGGGACGGCGCCUGGCCUCCCACCUGCGGCCCCUCAUCACGAGCCUGGCUGCAGCAGAUCUGAUGAUGACAUUCAUCGUGAUGCCACUGGACAUGGUAUGGAAUGUGACGGUGCAGUGGCACGGCGGUGAUGGUCUUUGCAAGUUGCUUAGCUUCCUUAAGUUGUUUGCCAUGCAGGCCUCUGCAUUCAUCCUGGUGGUGAUCAGUCUGGACCGACAGCAUGCCAUCCUGCACCCUCUCGACACCAUUAACGCACACCGGCGCAACAAGAGAAUGCUGGUGCUGGCAUGGAGCCUCAGCUUGCUCCUCGCCUCCCCACAGUUGUUUAUCUUCAGAGCAAUCAAAGCCGAAAAAGUGGAUUUCACACAAUGUGUGACACAUGGGAGUUUCCGAGAGCGAUGGCAGGAGACAGUCUACAACAUGUUCCACUUUGUCACUCUCUACGUUAUCCCACUGCUAGUCAUGAGCUGCUGUUACACCCGCAUCCUCGUCGAGAUCAACAGACAGGAGCACAAAAAUAAAGCGGGGGAGUCAUGUCUCCGGCGCAGCCGAACAGAUAUGAUCCCUAAAGCAAGAAUGAAGACGCUGAAGAUGACCAUAAUCAUCGUCCUGUCAUUCAUAGUCUGCUGGACUCCAUAUUACCUGUUGGGGAUCUGGUACUGGUUCCAACCAGACAUGCUGAAGGUCACUCCUGAGUAUGUCCACCACCUGCUCUUUGUCUUUGGUAACCUGAAUACCUGCUGUGACCCAGUAAUCUAUGGCCUGUACACGCCGUCUUUCCGUGCUGACCUUGCACGCUGCUGGGGCUGCCGUUCAACUAGCGACUCUCCUCGCUCUCUUGAACGACUCUCCGCCCGACAGGGGCCUCACAGCGCAGAGCAGGAGUCCGAUCCUGCCAGUGUCAAAGGGGCUGAAGGGUAAAAUAUAUAUAUAUAAACACCUGAGAGGUAAACUUCCAAAUCGCUCCACAUACCCUCAAGCAGAAGUGCAUACACUGAAAUAGGUAAGAAAGUGCACUGAGGGUGGAUUACAAGGGAAGCAGUGUUUUUAUUCAGAAAUGUAAUUUAAUGUCAUGUCAAGAGUCAAGAGUUGUUAAUUUGUCAUUUGCACAGUUACACUGGGAACACUGGGCAUUGAAAUGCUUGUGAUGAGGCUCAGAUUUAGACACUGACAGAACAAACACAUAUUUGGACAUUAAGGUUGGGAUGAUGCUGUUAUGUGAUGGUAAAUGAGACAGUGGUGUACAAUGGCAGAGUAAAGUGAUGUGUGCUAUGUAAAAUUGUUACAAUGGUAGAGUAAAAUGUAAUGUAAUGAAAUGCCCUUGUAAAAAUGUAUAAUGUCAGAACAGAAAUACUGUUAUCUGAUAAACUGCUCUUACAAUGCAUGCAUUGCAGCAAAUACAUCAGCAUUACAGCUGAUUUCUGUGAUGCUGCCAGGUACACUGCUGAUACUUUAAACUUUAGCAAUAGCUUACAUUUUACAACAGCACUGAGUGAUAUUUCUUGCUGCAAGUCUGAGUCUCUGUGCUACUCUUUAAAGAACAAAUCUUGCAUAAUUUCAUAGUUACAUAAUGGCAUAAUUAAGUUUAAUAAGCUUGCACAGUCUGCACAGAGACCACAGUGACUGAUUAACAGGGAUAAAGUGAGUUUAAAGCCCGAACAGUACUCUGCCUCUGCAGACUGCAGGCUUUAGCUCAUUUUGAAAUUUAAUAGGAAUCUGAUUUCACAUUGCACCACAUUGAAACUGGCUUAGCACAGAAUUAAAUGGAGAUUUUGUACAAGUCUAGAUAAACCUCAUGGUCUUCAGAGAGCAACAAGUACGCUUAUUAAUGCUUUGUGAGUUGUGAGUUUGGUAUGUUUGGAUUCUGGAUCAAUGUAUGCAGUAUGAGAAACAGAGAGAGAUGUUUAUAAGUGUCAGAAUAUGUUAAAUACUUUGAGACAGUGAUACAUCAAUGUCUUAUCAGCAAUAGCGCCAAGGUCUAAUCAACAGAGCUGCAUUCACUUGCAGGUCUACAGAGGCACACUGCCUGCUUUGUCACCCAAUGUGCACAUUAAAGACAACAGAACAAUAAUCUGAGGAAGAGGAGUUGUACACACACAGUUUUCCUCCAUCUCAGUUUGUCUGUUAUGGAAUAUUGACUAACACUCGUGUUAGAUUAAGUAGGAGAGAACAACUCCAAAGCUACAAUGUUUCCUGAUACUACAAAAUAAAAGAGGAGUUUUUAUUUAGACGCUAAGAAGUACACAGUGGUAACUGGAGUGGGGUUUCCUCCACCAAGUCUGUUAUUUUUUUCAAAUGCAUCAGUAGUUAUUUGAUAUUGGAAAAGAUGAGGAAAAAUAUGAAAUAAAGCAAUAACAUGUAAUGAAGAUUACAUGUUAUUUACAUGUUAAGUCCAGGCUUUAAUCGACAUUGACUUUAUGCCCAAUAUGCUUCUUUAUUUCACUGUUGCUUGCAGCGAGCACAGAUUAAUCAGCCAGUGAAAGAAAAUUACACUAGCAUCUUCAUCAAUGUUGAAUAUUAAUGGUGAAAAAGGCAGAGCAUAUUCUUUGGUAUUUCUGCUAGCAUGUUGUCCCUGUGAACAUCAGGACAGGGAGAGGAGACUUUUUCACUUCCACACUGAGGGUGAUGCGGUGAUGCAGUGUCUGUCAGGCUUCUCAACAAGCUCGAAAAGCUCGAAAACUCUGCUGCUUCAUGUUCUCUAAAGUUUUGCACUCUCCAAACAAAUUAAAUCCAAUGUCAUUUUCAUUUAGCCAGCACGACUGCAUACAGGCAAGAACGAAACAGACUAUACACCUACUCUAAACUGUCACAGUUAUAAUCCAACAUGUAUUUUAGAGUUGUCCUGAUAUAAGGAAUUAAUGCACACCUGGCAACCAGUCAUUUCUGUGGCCAUGUACAAGAUCUGUGGCCAUGUACAUAGCUUGUACAAGAUAUUUUCAUUUUGUUGCCAGUGACUAAAAAAUGAAAUGAAAGGUAAGAGUGAAGCAAUAAAGCAUUACACAUGAGAAUGUAGUGAAAUCCCCUGCAUUAGUUUACCUCCUAAACUCAGUCUUGCCCACAAACUCAGUAAGGAGAGAUGCACCUUAGUUACAAUACAGCACAACCUGCAUAUACAACACAAACGGUACAUUUUAUGUACAGCCAUGCACACAAGUACAUACUAUACAAACAAACAUGAUAUCAGUUGUUUAUGGGAAUGUCAUGGGAAGCUGUGUAUUUCUGUGUGAAAAUUACUGAAUAGCUUAUCUGAAUUAAUUAAACUCAUUUUCAGGCUUGAGUCUCAGUGGAAUUUUCCCUUUUCCAUGGAUGGUUAAAGCAGGGAUUGUGUCAGGAUUAAUUCCUACUGUGAGCUGUUACAAGCUAACACAUGCAACAAAUGUUCCUCUACGUAAUAAAUCAGGGAAGUCAUUGAGUCUCUAAAGGAUGUCAGCAUCUUUCAGGAUUGAGAUAUCACCAGAAAGUAUGUCACAUUCUUCCAUGAGCUCACACAAACACACUCACACACACUACAGAACACACACACGGGGUCUGCCUCUGUAGAAAGGUCCCCUAAAGGAUGUCAGCAUCUUUCAUGAUUGAGAUAUCACCAGACAGUAUGCCACAUUCUUCCAUGAACUUCUACACACACACACACACACAUACAAACACACACACAUGCACAUACUCUACAGAACACACACAUGGGGUCUGCCUCUGUAGAAAGGUCCCCAGGGUCCUGCUGGCUGCCAUGGCAACACUUAAAGUCAAUGUUGUUGGUGUGAUGAAGAUUUCUGUAUAGUGUGGCCAAAAGAAAAGCAAUUACUGCAUGUCAUCUCCCUGGUUUUGAAGGUAGAACUCUGAGCAAAUGAAAAAUACAGUCUUGAUCAGAUGUGAUGCAGGUGAUGUGUUGCCUGAAUUGUAAUGAGACUCAAUACAUCUAUUAAACAUAUAAUGCUGUUUUAAAUCAGCCCUCAUUCAUCAAAGUUGAGCUUGGCCAUGGUUCUGGUUUGUCUGUACUUAUGGUCUCACUGGUCUCAGUGAGUGUAAAACUGAGCAUAACAUUUUAACAACCUGAAAACCUUGUUUAUGCUUUGAGUGAUUGAGCAUUCAGCUUCUCCAUGACAUGAGCAGCAUUUCAGAAAGAUGCAGAUUCAAAUGUCUUGGAUGAAGCGUGUGCUAAACCCUGGUGAUAGGAGAGAACUAGCAAGUGGUUGUUAAUUAGCAAAUGACCUUUGGGAGAAAUGGGUUGAAAAAACUCCUGGAACUUCACAAAGUCCAUGAUGCCCAGUAUCCUAACAAUGUUCACAGGGUCUUUGGAGGAAAAAAGCACCACAACAUCACAGAUCCUCCACCAUAAUUAACAGUAGGGAUUAGGUUAAUUUCUGUAUAAUGAUCCUUCUUUUUCCCCAAAAAACCUUCCUUAGUGUUUGUGUUUGCCUGUCUAACCAUCCUCCAUACUGUACCUAAAGGCAAAAUACACUUUUGUCCUCUUCCAGACAUCUUCACUGAAAUGUUUUUUCCUUCUCUCCAUCUGCUUUUACACUUAAUCAGAUGUAGCCUGUUGAAUGAUUCAUUUUGGAGACUUACUUUCAUAACACCUGCAUAAAUUAGGGUGGGUUUCAUCUAAGUUAUACAAGAGUAAAUUUGGGUGUGUUAUAUGAUGUAUAAACAAGGGCUGGGAGCUUACUAGCUCACAACUGCACCAAAAGUCACUGUUCAUUUUGACAGUUAAUGAGUUAAAUGCAGAUUUGUUCAUACAUCCUUCCACGCACUCAAAUCUGCACUCGUUUCUACACAACUUUGAUGAAUAAGGGCCACUGUGCAUAUAAUUUAAGGCUUAUGCUUCAAGGCCCAAGGCUCAUGACUUUGGUUCCUUCAGGCUAAUCAUGCUCCUAGAUCAUGAAUUAUUCAAUAUCCAUAUGAAACUAAACCAACUGAGAUUCUCAGGCUAUGAACUACCGUGUGUAAAAGUGGAUCUGCCAUGCAUACAUUUGCAUUGUAAAAUCCUGUUUGAUUUUCACUACUAAUUUAAACUUUAUUGUCUAUUAAUUCUUAAUGAAAAUCUGCCUUUGCCUUCUUUUUGUAGCAUUACUGGAGUGGGGGUGUGCUAAAGGAAUAUAUAAUCAAUAUAUAAUUAGAGGAAGACAGCCCAGAGGCUAUCUGGAGGAGCUGCAUUGGGUCUUUUGGCUAUUUAAAGGUUUUAUUGGCCUGAAGAGGAUAUUAUAAAUCCUCAUUUACCAUUUUCCUUCUGGUAUUGUCUGGAGCUUUACCAUUGAUUGAUUUGCAAGCAGGUAGCCAGACCAGAACAUUUUGAGAAGAUGCUUUCCUCAUGGUCCCUGAUGUCUGAAACUGAUGCUCACGGUUCACUUCAGUCUCAGUGUAGCUGUAAUCGUUCUCCAGCAAGCAGUGUGGACGUAUAUUGUAAUUAACUUUUAAUUUAGCUUUAUAUUUUAUUACAAACAUACACUGAAAAGAUUUUACCCUUACCAAGAGACCAUCCUUCCAAUUUUGUUUCCUAAGAGGAAUACUGAUUUACAUUAGACAGAGAAGCUUAUUCAACUUAUGGAACUAAUUACAUUUGGCUUUUGGACAAUUCUGCAUUAAUUCUUGAAGACAUUGAUUCUCUGUUGUUGACAGUGACUGGCAUACAGAUGGUGGUUCUGUGACUAUUAUUCCUGUAUUCCUGACCUUUAUUCAUUCAGCACAAUGUCUUAACAUGUAAAACAAUGCAAUUACGGACAGGGGACAUGCAUUUCUUUCUCUGUGCACACGGGGUAGACUGAUAUUGAACCAUACCUAGGCCACACAGGACUUAGUUAUGCCUGCUGCAAUGAGUUGAGUUUGUUUUCUUAUGAAGGAUAACAGUUUUGUACUUUUCAUUGAGUGUGUUUGUGUGACUAAUAAAAUGUACACAUUGCUGAUUUUUUUCUAUGUAUUUUCUUGUCAGAAAUUGUCAUUAUUGUGUUUUAUGGUCUGAAAACCACUAAAGUAGCACAGUUUGGCAUAAUAAAUA
Messenger RNA from Pangasianodon hypophthalmus (striped catfish), 6471 nucleotides. Its product is annotated as gonadotropin-releasing hormone II receptor. Gene Ontology annotation, cellular component: membrane. NCBI's taxonomy places the organism in Eukaryota, Metazoa, Chordata, Actinopteri, Siluriformes, Pangasiidae. The coding region runs from base 228 to 1400 and encodes 390 amino acids. Gene Ontology annotation, biological process: G protein-coupled receptor signaling pathway. Gene Ontology annotation, molecular function: peptide binding; gonadotropin-releasing hormone receptor activity. The transcript is spliced from 4 exons. The record is from RefSeq and is a predicted model, not a curated record.